This is a messenger RNA of Vespa velutina, 3408 nucleotides long. RefSeq lists its product as uncharacterized. The record is from RefSeq and is a predicted model, not a curated record. The transcript is spliced from 7 exons. The coding region runs from base 125 to 2149 and encodes 674 amino acids. NCBI's taxonomy places the organism in Eukaryota, Metazoa, Arthropoda, Insecta, Hymenoptera, Vespidae.
UUGUUGAUAAUAUGUAUACAUAUAUUUCGCACGAGCCUCAUGACACUGAGAUAAUAUUGUGUUGUUAUUUGAAGUUAUUAUAAAUAAAAAAACAUCCAUUUUAUUUUUUUUUCUACAUAAUUAAAUGAAUCAGCUAUUAAAUAUGAAUAAUUUAAUAAAAGCGAUUAUUAAAAAAGAGUUUAGAAAUUGUGAACAUUUAGUAUUGAGGUUAUCUCGCAAUAUUAACUAUAAAUCAGGAAUAAUAAAUAAUAUGAUAGGAUCCACAAUAAAAUUCAAUUAUGUUAUUAAUGUUCGGACGAUUAACCAAUUUAAUAAUGAGGAAAGACAAUCCAUAGAACAAAACUUAUAUUGCAAUGAUGUAAAUAGAAAUAAUAGAAUUACAGAAAAUCAGUAUGCUCGUCAAUAUUUUCAAAAUUGUAUUUAUUUUAAUAAAACAAUUGUGCCAGAAAGAAAAUGUGAAGUAAUAGUUACGGACGAAAAAGCAGAACAAUUAUUAAACAAAGAUUGGUCGACAGUUGACAUCGUCGAAUUAGUUUCUGAUCUCAGGAUAUUGUCACAUAAUAUUAUAAAUAAAACUGAUCAUGAUUUUAACGAAAUAAGAUACGAACGUAUCUUCGAACCUUUAAAGAAAAAUAUUGAUAAUCUUUCAGGUAAUUUAUUAGAAGAAGUGUUAAUCAAUUUAUUACCAUUUCAUAAAUAUUUGAAAAAUACAAAAGAUUUUAAAGUUUUAAUUAAAUCGCUUGAUGUGUAUUGUGAAAAACAAUAUAAAUAUUGGCCUAUUGAUAAAAUGUUUUUAAUAGCUGAUACAUUUUAUUGUCUUAAUAUGUGUAAAUGCAGUCAUUUUAUAUGGAAAUUAUUGAGAAAAAUGAAUUCAAAGCUAAAUAAAUUAACAUCGAAAAAUUUAAUACAACUUAUGUUUUUUGUUAAUAUUAAACGUAAAACUCCAUUAAAUAUGUAUGAAGUAGAAGUCAUUUUAGAAGAACAUUUAAAUGAUUUUUCUAUAAAUGAAUUGGGUAUAAUAGCAAUGGGAUUUUUUAAAAGUAAGACAAGAAUAAGAAAUACUACAUUUUUGAAAGCGAUUAUAAAUCGUUUAAUCUGUGAAAUAAACAAAGUGGAUAAUAUCAGCCUAGCAGCUUUAUUAAAAUUGAUACGGUACAGCAUGAAUUAUGAUGAAAUGAUUAACUUAAAAAUGUUACUAGAUAGUAUUAUACCAAUUCUUCCAAGACUCAGUUUACAAUGUUUAGCUCAUAUAAUACAUAUUUAUGCUAAAGCACAUAUAUACGUGGAGUCAUUACUGGAUAUAGUUAUAACAAGGAUAUAUAAUGAAAUAAGGGAUGCAAGAUUGAAAGACAUAGAAAAAUUAACAUAUGCCUUAAAUACAUUCUCUGUUGACACUACACAUCCUAUAUAUGAUAAAAUAAUUGAGGAAAUUACUAGUCGUGUAUCUAAUGAUAACUCAGAGAUACUUAAGUACACAUGGAGGUAUGUUAAUAUAUUACGAUAUUUAGCAAGUACAGGUAUAUAUCCCCUCCAUUUGAUAAAAAUAGCAUUUGAUCCAUCUUAUACAAACUUAAGAACUAAUGAGUACAUACUUGGCUGGGAAUAUACUAUGUUAGAAUAUUGUCUAAAAACAGAAAAAUCUGAGUAUACUGGUCCAUUCCUUCCAGCAGGUAUUCUUCUAACUUCAACAAAGCGACAAUGGGCGAAAAUGGAUAAGGACACUAACUCCAUAGUACGCAAGAUAUUUAAUGAUGUUGUAUAUGUCUUGAAGGAAAUCAUUGUAAAUGAUAUAAAUUUAUAUACUGGUAGAAUAUUACCUCAUUUUCUACAAAAUCAUAUUAUAUUUGGUCUGGAUGAAAAUCAGAAUUUCAUCUCAGCUGAAUCAAUUUUAUCAAAAAUACCUGAUGUUGACAUCAAGAAAAUAAAUGAUACAUUUCCAAAAAAUGUAAAAUGGAUAGCACUUGUCAUAAUACAUUAUAAGCAUAUGCUUAGAGAAACUAAUAAACCAACAGGUAUUAUAAUGGCAAAACUAAGGCAAUUGAAACAUAUUGGAUACACACCUAUUCUAAUAAGAGGUGAUGAGUGGUUGAAAUAUACAAAUAUAACAGAGAAAGAGAAAUAUUUGAAAAAUCUUAUAACAAAUGCAUAAACUGUAUUUUUUCUAUUUUUAUCUUAUCUUUAUACAAAUUUAAUUUCAUUGAAAAAUUAAUGUUACAUUAAUAAUGUUAUGCUUAAUACUAUAUUUAUAAUAUGUGACCUAUUGUUUAAUAUAAUGUUCAUUUACUAUAAACUCGAUCAUUUCUUAGCAACUGAAUUCCAUGUGUUCUAUUUUUAUGAUGUGUUCCAUGUGUUUCCAUAUAUAUGAAAUUCCAUGUGUUCACAUAUAUAUGAAACAUAUAGCAUAUUAUAAAAUAAACCCUGUAUCACACCAUGUAUUAAGAAAUAAUUUUUUCUAAACAUAAUCGUUCCUAUGAUUUUUAAAAUUAUAGAAAGUGUUCUACAUUAAUAAGUAGUAAAAAUCUUUAAAUAGAAUAUAUUUAAUUCUUUGUUAUAAAUAAAAAGAAAAGAAGUAUAUGAUUUCAAGAUCAUGAUAUCUCAUUUCUGCAUUAUUAACAUUUUUAAAAAUUUCAAUCCAGCAUUUUCUAAUGAUUCUACUAUUUAUAAUAGUAUUACUCUGGAUCAUAGAUUUUCUGUAAAUCACAAAACUUUCGAAAUUUAAUACUAUACACAUAUUUUAUAUAUACAUAAAAUUGUACUAAGUAAUUAUCAUUAAUUUUGACUAAAUGUUUUCCCAUAAUAAUUUUGAUUAUAAAAUUGUCUAAGACACUGAAAUGAAAAAAGAUUUUUUUAAAUCUUAUAUGAUAUGAAAUAUGCUACUUCAAUUAAAACAUUAGAGAUAUUUUGAGAUGAUCAAGUUAAGCAGUAUAUUCUGUAUAUUAUUAUUAUUCUUCAUUUGUUCUCUUUUAAUAUAUCCUGAUGUAGUAACACACACAUAUAUAUAUAUAUAUAUACAUACAUUAACAAAUAGGAAUGAUAUAAAAGAAAGUUAAUUAUUAACAAAUCUGUGUAUUAGCUUUUUAGUAUAUUCAUAAGUUAUAAAUAACGUUGCAGUCGCUGGUAUUGUUCUUAUUAAAGUCGGUUUUAGGCCAUUAUACAAUGCCCCAAUUCCUUCCUGUUUUAUAAUAUCUUUCAUGACUACUAAGGCAGGUGUUUUUAGAUUUUGUACCUUCAUAAAUUAUAAUGUAAGAUUAAUAAAAAAUAUCAGAAUUAUUAAAUAUUGUUGGAAAAAAUCAUUGAAUAAGUCAAAAUAUAUAUUACUGACUUGUAUUCUACUUUUAACUACGUCUGCCGGAAAAAUUACAAGCCAGAGAACCGUACCACCAACAGCACCAGCUACCAUUGUUUUCU